GUGGGGCAGCUACUCCGCUGAGCUGCCGGUUGAGUCACCCUUAGUCCCUCACAGUUCUUCUCCUGGUCCCUGAAACUCGGCUGCCAGAGGAGCCAGGGCCACCCUACAGAGGUAUCCCCUCCAUACUGGAUCCCUACAGUGUUGAAACAGAGCAGGGAGGACCAGACACUUGAUCGUGCCUCUGGAAGGACGGCGGGAAGGCCUGUGCUGCUGGGGACUCUGGGCUCAGGUGCCCUCAGCCCAGCCCCAGGAAGACCUGCAAGACAAGAGCGGGGAGACAUGUGUGCCCAGUGGGAGCACUGCCCCAGCUGAUGCCCCAGAGGGGCCACCCAUCUCAAGAGAGGCUCUGGGCCCCACCUUACCUCCUCAUGGCGCAUGAGCCAGAGCCCGAGGCCGAUGGGCUGUUGGACCUCAGCUUCCUGACAGAGGAGGAGCAGGAGGCCAUUGCCAACGUCCUGAAGCGAGAUGCCCACCUGCGCCAGCUGGAGGAGGGGCGGGUCAGCAAGCUGCGGGCUUCACUGGCAGACCCUGGGCAGUUGAAAAUCAUGACGGGGGACUGGUUCCAGGAAGCACGCACGCAACGGCACCAUCAUGCCUACCUUGGCUCUGACCUUGUCCGAGCCUCUAUCCGCAGGAAGAAGAGCUCCAAGGGAGAACAGGCUCUGGGUAGCAAUAGGGAACCUGAGGCUGCUGGGAAAGAGACUGAAGAGGAGUUGGAGCCCUGGCUGCUCAUAGACAAGGCCCCCCAGGAGAGGCUCAGUGAGGCUGAGGGGCCUGAUUUCCCUUCACCGUAUGUCCCCUCAGAGGCUUCAGAUCAUGAGGAAGAGACCCAAGCCCAGGAAGCCCCUGGCCCAGGGGGUACACAGGUCUACCAGGAGGAGGCCGACCCAGAGCCGGAGCGGCAGUCGGGGGGAGAGGAGGAGCCGCAGCCCCGCCCAGCCCAGAUCCAGGAGGCGUCCGAGAUCCUGGAGAACGGGGAGGAGGCCCCGGAGCCCAGCCCCUCACUCGACCGCAUGCUCAGCAGCAGCUCCUCCGUGUCCAGCCUCAACUCCACGCUGAGCGGCAGCCAGAUGAGCCUGUCUGGGGAGGCGGAGGCGGGUGCCGUGCAGGUGCGCGGUUCUGUGCACUUCGCGCUGCGCUACGAGCCGCACGCCGCCGAGCUGCAGGUGCAGGUGAUCCAAUGCCAGGGCCUUGCGGCCGCGCGGCGCCGCCGCUCCGACCCCUACGUCAAAAGCUACCUCCUCCCGGAUAAGCAGAGCAAGCGCAAGACUGCAGUGAAGAAACGGAAUCUGAACCCAGUCUUCAACGAGACUCUCCGGUACUCUGUCCCGCAGGCCGAGCUCCCGGGCCGCGUGCUGAGCCUGUCCGUGUGGCACCGCGAAAGCCUGGGUCGCAACAUCUUCCUGGGCCAAGUCGAAGUGCACCUGGAUACGUGGGACUGGGACUCCGAAGCCAUUUGGCUCCCGCUGCAUCCCCGAGUGAGGCAGCUGGUGUCGCCCUCUUCUGACGACUUUCCCAGCCGCGGGAGGCUCUCUCUGUCCCUCAAAUACGUCCCCGCCGGCUCUGAGGGCGCAGGACUGCCCCCGAGCGGGGAGCUGCACUUCUGGGUGAAGGAAGCGCAGGACCUCGUGCCUCUUCGUUCAGGAUCCCUGGAUACUUACAUACAAUGCUCUGUGCUGCCUGAUGACAGCCGGGCCAGCCGCCAACGGACAAGGGUGGUGCGAAGGAGCCUCAGCCCUGUGUUCAACCACACCAUGGUUUACGAUGGCUUCGGGCCUGCUGACCUGCGCCAGGCCUGUGCUGAGCUCUCCCUCUGGGACCAUGGGGCCCUGGCCAGUCGCCAGCUGGGGGGUACACGCCUCAGCCUGGGUACUGGCAGCAGCUAUGGGCUCCAGGUGCCCUGGAUGGAUUCCACACCUGAGGAGAAGCAGCUGUGGCAGACACUCCUGGAGCGACCAGGCGAGUGGGUGGAUGGCCUUCUGCCCCUCAGAACUAACCUGGCCCCCAGGACAUAGCUGCCUGACAAGCCUUACCAAAUCCCUCUCUGGAGCCCUGUCGCAGGGCCUGCUCUUGGUGAAAACCAAUAAAGUCUAUUCUAAGGGCAUAAAGUCUAACCAAUAAAGUCUAUU
This is a messenger RNA of Molossus molossus (Pallas's mastiff bat), 2129 nucleotides long. It is a transcript of the gene SYTL1, whose product is annotated as synaptotagmin like 1. Gene Ontology annotation, biological process: intracellular protein transport; exocytosis. Lineage: Eukaryota; Metazoa; Chordata; Mammalia; Chiroptera; Molossidae. The record is from RefSeq and is a predicted model, not a curated record. Gene Ontology annotation, molecular function: small GTPase binding; neurexin family protein binding. Gene Ontology annotation, cellular component: plasma membrane; exocytic vesicle. Bases 312 to 2015 code for a protein of 567 amino acids. The transcript has 16 exons.